Molecule: messenger RNA, 552 nt
Organism: Meyerozyma guilliermondii ATCC 6260
Lineage: Eukaryota; Fungi; Ascomycota; Pichiomycetes; Serinales; Debaryomycetaceae
Exons: 1
Coding region: 1-552 (183 amino acids)
Biological process (GO): regulation of gene expression; maturation of 5.8S rRNA
Cellular component (GO): nucleolus; exosome (RNase complex)
Molecular function (GO): DNA binding; RNA binding
Source: RefSeq, a predicted model, not a curated record
AUGGAAGAUAUCACCAAGGUUGAAAGCUACCUAGCUGCGCUAGAUUCCUCCAUAGAUACCCUAGAGGACACCGUCAAACCAAUUCUAGGCAAGGAUAUGGUGCUGAUAACGGAAGAUUUAGACCCAAUUUCACGAAUAAAGGCAUACAACAACUACCUCUAUGUCACCAUUUCCACUUUAUUUGCAUACCUCAAGAGCACAGGGGUCAAGACAGAGUCACACCCCAUCAUGGAAGAACUAGCAAGAAUCAAAAAGAGCAUGAAUAAGGUGAAAGAGUUAGAACAAAAACUUCAGCUGAAAGACACUUCCGCACAAGAUAGCGAAACCGCAAAGAGAUUGAUACAGCAGGCGUUGGGUAACAACGUCAAUGGUGGAGGGGCAGCUGCUCCUGACAGUAUCAAGAAACCUGCUAUUAGCUCAGCUAGUUUUAAGGGCCUGGAAUUCCAGGGAAAGCAUACCAAAUUUCAUGAGAAAACGACCCCGACGAAAGUUACCAAACCAAAGAAAUCACAAGAUGACAAGGCGAAAGGAAAGAAAAAGGCAAGAAAGUAG